Penicillium brevicompactum is the source of this 795-nucleotide messenger RNA. Its product is annotated as C-terminal helicase domain-containing protein. NCBI's taxonomy places the organism in Eukaryota, Fungi, Ascomycota, Eurotiomycetes, Eurotiales, Aspergillaceae. The transcript has 3 exons. The record is from RefSeq and is a predicted model, not a curated record. Gene Ontology annotation, molecular function: 5'-3' DNA helicase activity. The coding region runs from base 1 to 795 and encodes 264 amino acids.
AUGCUAUGGCUGAUCGUUGUCGUCAUCGCCUUCCUGCGCGCACUGUAUGCUGAUAGAUCCAGCAAUGAUCGGAUCAGCCCCAGUGAUGUGGUAUUGAUCUGUCCCUAUAAGGAACAGGUCAAGCGCGUCAAUCAACGCUUCGCCCAGGAAGGCGUCAAAUACGACCAGUGUUUGACCAUCGACGGAUCCCAGGGUCAGGAGGCCAAUGUGAUCAUAUUCAUAUUGAUUAACCCUCGUACCAGUCGCAAGAGCGAGGUUGGCGUUCUUGCCAGCUACCAACGAUUGAACGUGGCGCUUACCCGCGCGAAGAAGUUGCUCAUUGUCGUUGCGAAUCUCGAGAUUUGGAACAAGCGAUGGGCAGAGGCUGCCAAAAACAGCUCCACUCGCUACCUGACGUGUCGAUGGAACCCAAAAGCCGAAGGCCAUCGUCUCCCUAUCAGCUUCUUCCAUGCGCAAAGCUCCCUCGGCGCCCCAACCUGCUGCUUCACCGCGCAAAGCAUCCCCCUUACCCGCUCACCGGCCUCGCCACGCAACGUGGAACAAAGCGGGGCCGUUGAUGUUGCCCCAGAUUCCAAGGUAAUCGGUGGAGAGGUCGUUCAGAUAACCUCGUCCCUGGAGCAGUUGAAGCUGGAUCGGGAGGCCUUGGAGGCUGAACAGGUUGUCAUGAAUGAGAGGUGGGCGAUGCUGGACGCCAUGCUGGCCAAAUGGAAUGCUGAGCAGGACGACUUGAGGGCCAGAUGCGCGAGGGUAGAUGCGGCUAUCUCUAAUCUUGAGUUGGGGAACGACCUUGACUAG